GUACUCGGAAUCCACUAUAUCGUUGGCUUGUUGGACAAGGUGCUAUCAAUGAGUUUGCAUUUUCUCCUUGCUCUCGAUUCUUAGCUGUUGUUGGACAGGAUGGUUAUCUUAGGGUAUUCAACUAUGAUUCCAUGGACUUAGUUGGAUCUAUGAAAAGCUAUUUUGGUGGACUUCUUUGUGUAUGUUGGUCUCCUGAUGGCAAAUAUCUUGUUACUGGUGGAGAGGAUGAUUUAGUUACUGUCUGGUCAUUUCAUGAAAAAAAAGUAAUUUGUAGAGGAGAAGGACAUCGGUCAUGGGUUAAUGUAGUAGCCUUUGAUCCUUACACAUCAAAUUUUUCUGAUACAGAAGGCUGUGAUUUUAGUGGUAGUGAUGAAGAAUUUCAUUAUGGGACAUUACAUAACCAUGAAGGGAAAAGUGAAAACUCUGUUCAUGAAACUAGUGUAUUAAAUCGAUCAAGGACUGGAUCAAAUAAAAGUUUUUCUGACACUCGGACAACAAAUUUUACGUCAUAUCGUUUUGGUUCUGUUGGCCAGGAUACAUUUUUAUGCUUAUGGGACUUGACAGAGGAUGUUCUUAAGCAACCUGUAGGUCGUACAAGGACAAGUACCAUUAUUGGACCAAAUGCAUUUAAUUAUAUGUCCCGUUGUAAUAGUCUACCAAAUUCUCAAAAAUCUAAUUCCUUGAACACACAGGUACCAAUUGUUGAUGGAAAUUCUCUGCCAAAUGCAUCUGUGAAUAUCACUGCUAAAUUUGCCACACUGUCUCUUGGAGAUAGAAAAGAUAAGGAUCAUGAAAAAAAGGAACACAAAAGAAAUUUAAGUUUAGCUGGCAGAAGCAGUGAAAAAGUAAGCAUAUUGAAAACCAGUGUUCGGCCUAUUGAUGAGUCUUUAAAAUUACUUGGAACUCCAGCUUGUCCACGCUUAGAUGAAAUUCCUAUGUUGGAACCUCUUAUAUUUAAAAAAAUAGCACAUGAACGGCUAACAGCUUUAGUUUUUAGAGAAGAAUGCAUUGUUACUGCAUGUCAGGAAGGUUUUGUUUACACAUGGGCUCGUCCAGGAAAAGUGCUUUUCACAAAGAUUGAAUCUUGCAAUGAUGGAUGUUGAAGAUAAAUGCUGGAAUGAAUAUAACAUUACAGAUGGCAGCACUACAAAUCUUUAGAUGGGAGAUCCAUCUAUCCUAUAAACUUUGACCAUUUUUGAAAAAUACAUAAACCUCUCGUCUUUUCUACCAUCAUGACUUUGUAUUAUAUUGCUAAUAAUAACCAUAAUAAAUAACACAGCAAAAAUAUAUAGGAAUAACAUAAGAAACACAACAGCAGUCAGCCUUUCUGCAAGGCUGUGUAACAUAUAGUUAAACAUUAAGACAGCAAUAAACUGCUUUUUUUUUUUUGUUUUUGAUUUUUGAACAAAAUAUAUAUUUAAACCUCCCACCCCAAUAAUUUUUUUCAUCAAAACUAAAAAUCUAAGAAACAAAAUAUCAAGUGAAACACACACAUAAACUCACAGUCACACAUGCGUAUAUACACAUACAUGCAUAUGUACAUGUGUGUAUUAUAAAUAACUGAAACAGUACAACUGUGAUCUAAAGUUUCUCCUUUCAGCUCAUCAGGUAAUAAAUGUUAUAAAUAGUUGAAAAUUAUUCCAGCAUUUCUCACUGGUUGGUCAGAAUAAAAGAAUAAUCAGCACAUGUCUGAUAUUAGGGGGUGGGGUUACUAAUUUUUAAAGAUAAAUGCAAACAUGAUUAUCCUUUUUGAUACAAACUUUCUGAUUUACAGUGAUCUAAAUUAAAACCUUCCAUUGACAUUUCAUGUUAAUUUAUGUUCCAAACUUCAGUUUAAUAACAGCAAUUUUACUAAAUUCUUUAGUAUUUGAAAAUUUAAUUAAAACAAUGGUAAUGUAUUGACUGAUAAAAAAGGAAAACUUUUUCUUUGUUGUGAAAAAAAGGUAUCUGCUUAGUGAAAUUUGUAUCCUGUUGGUUUAAAAACAUUUUAAAAUAAAUUAGUGGCGUGUACUGGCCCAAAAUCUCAGUUGUGGAUGAGGAUGUUUUCAUCAUUGAACAGAAUGGUGUAUUUCCAAAAUAUGUAAAACUAAUAUAUAUUCUUCUGUUGAUUUUUGUUUUUAGUAAUUUAAGAAUUUCUUUUUUUAAGUGAACAUUUAAGCUCCUGGCCUUCAAAUCCCAAAUAUGUUUGGACAAAAUUGUGUUUGAUUUUCUGGCUGGAAUAGAAGUAUAUUUGCAUCUAAUAUAUAUCAAUUUCACUAGUAAACUUGCAAUUUUUAUGGUUGACUCAUUUGUGAACAAUUUUUGCAAUAUAAUAUAUUGGAGAUAGCUAAAGAAUGGGACAAAAUACAUAAUACAUUUACAAUUGUCAGUAUAAUAUAUAUGGAGAUAGCUAAACAAUUGUCAUUCUAUUGAAGCUAUUACAUUUUGUAGCUGCUUUAAAAAUUGUUGAAGUUAUAAGUUUUUCAGUAUUGAAAUUAGAUAAAGAUGUAGUGAAAUAACUAACUUUAAUACAAUUUUGAUUAAAGAUUCUCUCUUGCGCUUUCUAAUUUUGUCUCUUAGUUAAAAUCCUUAUUUAUUAACACAUUGUUGUAAUAAUUUGAGGUGUUAUUGAAAGCAUGUCUAUUGUAUGAGGUAAUGAAAUGAUUUCCACUAUUCUUUACAAUGCUAUUUGAAACUAGUGUUAUGUGAUUUGUUGUUAUGCUAAUUUAUUCAAGUGUUUCAUUUGGCCUUCUCUAACGAUGGUAUUUGCUAGUCUUUAAAUUUAAGAUAAUGCUUGAAAAAAUUGGCUAUUUUAAGUUUGGUAUCCAUUGAGAUCUUCAACAUUUAAUUCUUUUAAUAUUUCAAUAAGGUUUUUUUCCUUAAUCUCUCAGCUAGCUGAUUGUUUGUAUUUCUAAGAUACAAUGAUACACUCCUUUUAUUUUAAUAGUAAGCAUUAGUAUUGGAGUUAAUAGAGAUACAUAUGCCUAUCAGUCACAGUAUUGUGCUGACAUAACUGGGGUUUGAAAUUCAGAAACUUUAAUUUUCAUUUGAAGUAGGUAAUCACUAAGUUUGCAAUAGAGGAAUAUUUGUCAGCUUUUCUUAUCUCAGAAAUAACCCAUUGCAUUUCACAUUGUAAAUAUUCUUCAUCACAGCUGAGAAUUAAUUUUAAAAUGUCAAACCAAAGGAAAAAGAAGAACAGUUACUUUCUUUAUUACAUCAACAGAAAAGCUACAAAUAAUUUUUCCUUUUUAAAAAAUCUUAAUAUUUAUUUAUUUGUGUGUGUGUGUGUGUGUGUGUGUGUGUGUGUGUGUGUGUGUGUGUGUGCACGUGCACGCAUGCAUGUGUAUAAAUUAUUCAUAGACAUAGUAUAAUAAUUUGGAAUAUAUUAUUUUGAUUAUAAUUAUAUCUAUGUUGAUCUUUCAAAGAUUAGUAAUCCCUGACAAAGACUAUUCAUCUAUUCUGAUUAACCAAUGAGUUUGCUGGGCUGUUUUGUUUUGUUUUUUUAAGAUAAACUGCAUACUUAUAACUUCCUGUCACAAUUGUACAGUUUUGGCAAUUUAUAAUAAAUUAUUAUAUUUUGCAACUUGUAUUGAGUACUUUUAUCUUGAGUUUGUAUAUACUAACAUGUAUUCAUUAUUCAUACAUACACAUCAACAUGUUAGUGAUAAUGAACUGAAGAAAAAGUAUUCAAUGCCAGAUGUAGAGUAUAAAUUUAAUUCAGCCAGCUAAAGCUAUUCAAAUGAUACUCUAAGUUUCCAUGUAAUGAUAAAAUGUUCCUUCAGUUGGUUAUAAUAGAAUGGAAACUUUAACAAUAACAUUGUUUAACACAAUUACAUUGUGUGCAUUUUGUUUGAGUAUGUGCAAGUGUACAUGCAAAGAUUAAGUGUUUACUUGCAUGUAUAUAUGAAUGCAUUCAUUACCUUAAGUUAUGUGUGUAUGUAUGUUAAUUUUAUGUUUCUGAAAAUCCAGAGUCAUUUCCCUGCCCUCAAAAUUCACCAACAGUCUUUUUCUUUUUCUUUUUUUUUAUAUUUGCUAACCAAUUCCUGAAGUCACAAAUAAGCAAUGUGAGGCUCUUGCUAGCCAAUGGGAGGUGUGCAUUCCUUUGCUAUUUUGUAAUAUCAUUUGUUAUUGUCAGUGUUUUUAUUCCAUGAAAGCCAACUGAAGUCAUUUUCAGCUCACUAAAUUUUAAAUUUAUAUAUAAUAUCUACUUCACCAUGUUUGCAUGGAUCA
Messenger RNA from Octopus bimaculoides (California two-spot octopus), 4209 nucleotides. Its product is annotated as WD repeat-containing protein 20. The record is from RefSeq and is a predicted model, not a curated record. Gene Ontology annotation, molecular function: protein binding. NCBI's taxonomy places the organism in Eukaryota, Metazoa, Mollusca, Cephalopoda, Octopoda, Octopodidae.